GUUCAUCAGCACCCUAAAUGAAAGUAUUCUUUUAUAAGGAAGUAGAAGAACAGAAAAACAACUAGCAAAUGCGAGUUUCCAUGAAGAGCAUGUUGUGAAGCAGCUGCACAUAUACUGCGAUCAUGGCUACGAAAUCUCCUCAAGGAGGUUCGGAGCUCAGAAUUGUGAUCUUAGGAAAUGCUGGAGAGAAUAAAGUGGUCAAAUCAGUCCUAAACUGUGAGAAUCUGACAGGAGUGGAAGUUGGUCUCUGUACUUUACUUCAGAGUGAAGAAGCAGGAAGGAAGAUCAGUGUUGUGGAAGCACCAGGAUGGGACAGACUCAGACCAGAGAGGAUAAAAGAAGAAAUUGUCAGAAGCGUGUCACUUUGUCCUCCAGGACCUCACGCUCUGCUUCUGGUCAUACCAGUGAAAACUCUCUCUGGAGAACCUGAAAUGAAUGCAUCAGAGAUGCACACGAGGUUACUGUCAGAGCGCGUCUGGAAACACACCAUCGUGCUGUUUGCUUGUGAUGAUGGAGUGGACGAACUAACAAUCAGGGAACACAUUCACAGCGCAGAGAAAAUCCUGGAAAAGUGUGGAAGACGUUUCCAUGUUCUUCAGAAAAGCACUUGUGAAUCUCCCACUCAGAUUCAUGCACUUCUUAAGAAGAUAGACGACCUGGUGGAGGAAAACCGUGGUGAUUUCUUCAUACCACAAGCUUACUAUGUACUGAUUCAACAGAAGACACAAGAAGCAUCUGGUGCGACUGAGCUCAGGAAGAGACGUGGAAGUCUGGACAGUCCUCCUAACUACAACGAAGACAAAGGAGAUUCAGAGAAGAAAGAAUCUAUAGAGACUCCCAAACAUAGACCUUCGGAAGACAUGCCAAAAAUCACCAUGGACUUCAAACCGUUUGUAAUGAUACUGAUGGGAGCGUUCGGAGCACUUCUCGGUGCAGUUGCUGGAGCUGAAAACGGAGUUUCGGGGUCUUGCUCUGGAUUAGUGUUUGGUGUCGUUGUAGGGGUUUUACUUGCAAGUUUCACCGUGUACAUUUAUACUCACAUUUAUUCACGAGCUUAUCCAAAGCAGCCCACACAAAGCUCAUCGUAAGCAACUGAAUCAUAAGGAGCUGCAAAGUUGAUCAAAUGCA
Molecule: messenger RNA, 1128 nt
Organism: Sinocyclocheilus rhinocerous
Lineage: Eukaryota; Metazoa; Chordata; Actinopteri; Cypriniformes; Cyprinidae
Product: GTPase IMAP family member 4-like
Exons: 4
Coding region: 123-1088 (321 amino acids)
Molecular function (GO): GTP binding
Source: RefSeq, a predicted model, not a curated record